AGGCUGUGAGCUGGUUGGAUGGUGGAGCUGUAGAGUUAUUCAGCCGGCAGGGAGGAUCCCCACACAUCAUAUUCUCAUCCACAUUGCGCACGGUACGGCAGCAGCAGCAGCACAGCAGGGAGAACAUGAGGGAAAUAGUGCAUAUCCAGGCUGGCCAGUGUGGAAACCAGAUUGGGACCAAGUUUUGGGAAGUGAUCAGUGAUGAACAUGGAAUAGAUCCAGCAGGAAGCUAUGUCGGUGAUUCAGCCCUGCAGCUCGAGAGGAUUAACGUGUACUACAAUGAAUCAUCCUCUCAAAAGUAUGUGCCAAGGUCCGUCCUGGUGGAUCUGGAACCAGGUACCAUGGACAGCGUCCGGUCUGGCCCAUUUGGACAGCUUUUCAGGCCCGAUAAUUUCAUUUUUGGACAAACUGGUGCAGGAAACAACUGGGCAAAAGGACAUUAUACAGAGGGGGCUGAGUUGGUAGAUUCAGUUCUGGAUGUGGUCCGAAAGGAAUGUGAUCAUUGUGACUGUUUGCAAGGGUUCCAGCUAACCCAUUCUCUUGGAGGUGGAACAGGAUCUGGAAUGGGGACACUUCUCAUAAGCAAAAUAAGAGAAGAAUAUCCAGAUAGGAUUAUGAACACAUUCAGCGUUAUGCCCUCACCUAAAGUGUCUGAUACUGUGGUUGAGCCCUAUAAUGCAACACUGUCUGUCCAUCAACUGGUGGAAAACACAGAUGAAACAUACUGCAUUGACAACGAAGCCUUGUAUGACAUUUGCUUCCGUACAUUGAAGCUCACUACACCCACCUAUGGAGAUUUGAACCACCUAGUCUCAGCUACAAUGAGUGGAGUUACCACUUCACUACGAUUCCCUGGCCAGCUCAAUGCAGAUCUCAGAAAACUAGCGGUUAAUAUGGUACCAUUCCCACGUCUUCAUUUCUUCAUGCCAGGAUUUGCACCACUGACAGCUCGGGGAAGCCAACAAUACAGAGCCCUCACUGUACCUGAACUUACACAACAGAUGUUUGAUGCCAAGAAUAUGAUGGCAGCUUGCGAUCCACGUCACGGGCGGUAUCUGACAGUGGCGACAGUCUUCAGGGGACCAAUGUCCAUGAAGGAAGUGGAUGAACAAAUGCUUGCUGUUCAGAACAAAAACAGCAGUUACUUUGUAGAAUGGAUUCCUAACAAUGUAAAAGUAGCUGUAUGCGACAUCCCACCACGUGGCUUGAAGAUGGCCUCCACAUUCAUUGGCAACAGCACGGCCAUCCAAGAGUUGUUUAAGAGAAUCUCAGAGCAGUUCUCGGCCAUGUUCCGUAGAAAGGCUUUCUUACAUUGGUUUACAGGGGAGGGCAUGGAUGAAAUGGAAUUUACAGAGGCUGAGAGCAAUAUGAAUGACCUGGUUUCUGAAUACCAGCAGUAUCAAGAAGCUACUGCCAAUGAUGGGGAGGAGACAUUUGAAGAAGAUGAAGAAGAAAUUAGUGAAUAAGAAGCUGAAUGCAAAAUUAAAAUCAGCAGAAUCCAUAUUUUUUAAACAAAUUGAAAUUCUUAAAUUUACAUUUCUCUGUUACACUUGUAAAUGUUUGAAGGCCAUUUCAACAACAAAACUUUUUUUUGUAGCACUUGAAAGUGUGGGGAAAUUUACACUUCUAGGACAGAUUUUGUAAUACAGAUCAUUGUUUAAUAAAGAAGAUACACGUAUAUUUGUAUUAGAAAUUUUGCAAAAUGGUUGAAAAUACAAAAAGGUAAAAUGUUUAAUAAAAGUUAUUCCUUGCUA
Pelobates fuscus (common spadefoot toad) is the source of this 1754-nucleotide messenger RNA. RefSeq names its product tubulin beta 6 class V (gene TUBB6). Lineage: Eukaryota; Metazoa; Chordata; Amphibia; Anura; Pelobatidae. The record is from RefSeq and is a predicted model, not a curated record. Gene Ontology annotation, biological process: mitotic cell cycle; microtubule cytoskeleton organization. Gene Ontology annotation, cellular component: cytoplasm; microtubule. The coding region runs from base 126 to 1466 and encodes 446 amino acids. The transcript has 4 exons. Gene Ontology annotation, molecular function: structural constituent of cytoskeleton; GTP binding; GTPase activity.